AUGUCCACUGAAAUUGAUUUUCCCCGUGGCGGCUCAACAAAGCUACAAUCGUCUUUGCAAACUGAUUUGAAAAAGGCUAAUAAGGAAAAACGAGGUGUGAAACGAAAUUCUUCAAAUAUUCAAAAUCCUCCAAAGGAUCCUAAUGGUCCUGUGGACAAUGACAACGAGGAAUAUGCUACCGCAUUUCGUCAAAAUAUGUCUGUUGAAUUACUCGCUCAAAACAUGAGAGGAUUGGCUUUUGUCAAAUUUAUAGGAGAUAUUGAAGUUAUUUUGGAAUGUGUUGAUGGAAUUAGAUUAGUAUUGCCAGCUGAUAAAAUUAGCAGAAUAUUUAAUAAUCAAAUGUCUACUACAAAAGCAAAUUUGAAUAAUAUUUUUCAUAAAGGUCAAGCUUUUGCUUUCACUGUUGUCAAUGAAAAAUCAGGUGCUAUAAUUGAUCUUGGUUUCUCAUCAAGUUCUGUUAAAGGAUUUGUUCAGGCUGAGCAUUUACCUCCAUACCUUCAAUUAGAUAAAUUAUUCAUUGGUCAAGUUGCAUUAUUCUCUGUUAGGGAAAGACCAAAUAAAGAAACUCGUGUGAUUAAAUUGACUGGGUUUGUUGGACUUGAUGUUUUAGAUGGAAGUGAUGAUUUUGAUCAAAAACAACUUAUGCCUGGUACAAUUAUACAAGUUACACCAGAGAAAAAUGUUUUAAAUGGACUCUUUGCUAGCAUUAAAAAUGGUCAAAAAGUAUAUAUCCGAAAGGUUCAUUUACCUCCUCGGCUUCGAUUGGAUUCUCCUCAAGUAUUGAAGCCGUUCCGUGCUUGUGUUGUAUGUGUUCAGCCAAAUUCCUCCGUUCUUGUUCUCAAUGCUCAUCCUGAUAUUAUUGCCUUAUCUAAAUUGGAAAAAAGACUUCUCCCUGAGUUUAAAAUUGGAUCUGAACAUAAAUUUCGUAUUAUUGGAUAUUCUCCAAUGGAACGACUUUUGAAUGUUUCAAUGAAAAAGUCAGAUAUGAAGCAAACUGUGUUUUCUAUAGAAAAUGUGGUUCCUUGUGCCGUUCUUAACGGAACUAUAAAAUCUAUUAGAGAUACUGGAAUUAUUAUCGAAUUUGGAGAUGGAUUUACUGGUUUUGUAUGUGCAAUGCACGUUCUUGACAAGCCUGUGGAUAAAUGGCAAAGCAGAUUUAAAAAAGGCCAAAAGUUGCGUUGUCGUGUUUUAUUUAUUGAUUCAGCCUCUAACAGAAUUAUGCUUACCUCAAAGCCAUCAUUGGUAAAAAAGCCUGGAAAUGAAAAGUUUAUUACAACUUUUGACAAGAAUUUGGAAGGGGCAGUUUCAACAGGAGUUAUUAUUAAGCAUCUGGAAGGCGGUUCAUUAUUAAUUGCUUUUUUCAACAGAAUAACUGGAAUAAUGCGCCCAAAUGAAUUGAUAGGGCUUCCUGAGGCUGCGACUAAGAUUGGUUGUUGCAUCAAAGUUCGUGUACAAAGUGUAGAUCCAAAACGUUCACAAAUGAUUCUCGAACAACCUAUUCAUGCAAUUGGAAUUGGAGUAAACAAGCAAAAGAAGACAUUAACUACAAACUCUCAAAAGAUUACAACGAACACUAAACUUGCAAAACCAUUUAGAAUAUAUAAUGCUGAAGUGAUUGGGCCGUGGCCAUAUGGAGGUACAUCUUCUGCUACAACGGCUGAAUUACUUAUUCCUGGUGGAAGUGUUGGUCGACUCCAUGUAAGCGAAUUAAACAAUUUAGAUGAAUAUGGAGAGGGUUCAUGUCCUAUGCAACAAUUUUUGGAACGAAACACUGGAAAGAUGAUAAAUAUUAAGGUUCUCUCUGUUAGCAAAAGAAAAGCGUUUCCUGUUAAAGGGAAAAGAUUACUUGAGGAACGGAGAAAGUCAAAUAGAAUUGUUGAAUGCACAGCAAGAUGUGAUAAGUUGCAAGAGUCACGAAGAAAACUUUCAAUUUUGAAUUAUCGUAGCGUGUUCAAACCUGGAAAUGUGGUUGCAGUUUUCAUUGUUUCAAAAUCUUCAAAUACUACAAAUAAUGUUUUUGCUGAGAUAAAUCCUGAUUUUUCUGCUAUUAUUUCAAGAGAGAAUAUUAAAAUCAAUUCAAAACUGGAUCAUCAAAAUUCUGCAAUUAGUGUCGAUGAUUUGUUCGACAGUGGAGAACUUCGUUUUGGCAAAGUGAUUGGUGUCAACAAAACAAACAGGGGUAGGAUUGUGUUAUUGGAGUUGGUUGAUGCAUCUAAUUGUGAUUUUGAUGGAGAAUCGACCAAAAAUCUGUCAAAUGAUGUGAUAAUGUCUGAAUAUGAUAAUGAUUCAACUGAUGAAAGUGAUGAUAAUACUUUUAAUGGUGAAUGUGAUGGUGUUGAUGACGAACCUUUGGAAGAAGAGGAAAACGAGAUUGGUGAAGGAUCUGGAUCAGCACAAGAGUUUGAACAAAUUCUUCUUACAAAUCCUAAUUCAAUUUCACAUUGGAUUAGCUACAUUCAGUUUAUGACACGCAAAAGUACUUCAAAGAAGAAUUAUAUUUUGGGAAAGGAAGUUGUUGAGCGCGCUUUACAAACGAUAGCAUUCGAGAGUGAUAAUGAUUUGAGUAAAAUUUGGCGUUCAUAUCUUUAUUUGGAAGUGCUUUUAGGCAAUGAAAAAUCAUUGAAGGAAUGCUUUAAACGUGCUUGCGCAGCAACUGAACCAUUAAAGACACAUAAAUACUUGAUUGAUCUUCUGAAGAAACAGCCAAAUGCAGAGGGUCGUGAAAUGGAGAUUCGUGGUUACUUUGAAUCUUUAAUUAAGAAGAGUAAUGAAAUAGAACCUUGGUUUGCUUUUGCCAAACAUUUGUUGCAGCAAAAUGAUUCAAAUCAAAUUCUUCAACUACUUAGAAGAGCAAUACAAUGUACAGAAAAACGAAAACAUCUACAAUUAAUCAAAGGAUUUGCUCGAUUAGAGGCUCAAUAUGGAGAUGUUGAAAGAUCAAAAACAAUGCAGGAAUUGAUAAAGAAUUAUAAAGAAGUUGGAAAACAGAUAGACAUCCAAUCCUUGGAAAGAGCACUUGGUGUGAGGAUAGAGCAAAAUUAG
Messenger RNA from Meloidogyne enterolobii, 3042 nucleotides. The record is from the annotation of a GenBank genome assembly. NCBI's taxonomy places the organism in Eukaryota, Metazoa, Nematoda, Chromadorea, Rhabditida, Meloidogynidae.